Messenger RNA from Musa acuminata subsp. malaccensis (wild Malaysian banana), 1938 nucleotides. The record is from RefSeq and is a predicted model, not a curated record. Lineage: Eukaryota; Viridiplantae; Streptophyta; Magnoliopsida; Zingiberales; Musaceae.
CCCUUUCGACCAUCGUGCUACCGGCCGCAUGGGGCGGCGGAUUCCGGCGGCGACGGCCGUCCUUAUGGGCUUUGAUCUGUCGUCCGCAAGUCUAAGGACGGGUGGUAUCCCUUAAAUUGGCGUUUCCGGUGACAAUUUGUGAAGGUUCUCUGGGGUUUCUUGGACCGUUGGUGAAGUCUCUUCACUUACAAGAGCUCGAGGAACGUGACUGAAAUAUUCAACACAAUGAAUCCCCGAGAGCAUAUAGGCAAAGCCUUUGAUGCUUCUUCUUCUGCUAAUGGUGGUAAUCCAUCAUUGAAAAGCAAAGGUGUUGAAGAAUCUAGUUCUACAAAAGGUGACCAUAAGGCUGAUCAGAUGAGCAUGGACAUGGCAGAUGUCAGCAUAGCCAGUCAAGAAGAAGGAUGGGAGGUGUAUGGAAAGAAGUCCAAGAAGAGAGCUGGCUCUAGUGGCCGUGGUACCAUCACAACAGCUUCUGGUCCGAAACCAUGGGGCUCUUCACCUAAUGCACCUAGGUCUUGGGGUCAGUCUGAUGGGCUACCGAGGCAAAGAUGGGGCGCAAAUGGUGGAACUGCAAGGACUUCCGGAAGUAACUGGGCUCAAGCCAAUGCAUCUCAUCGACCUACUAGCAAAGUUAAUCCUAAGCGGCAACCAACAAGCAAGGGUUUGGAAACACAACACAUGGCUCUCCCUCCAGUUAUACCUUCACAACUGCAACAUGGAUGGAAUUGGGCAGCAAGAGGUGAUUUCUCUGGUUCUCAACCAAAAUCGGAUGAAUUUAUCUCCAACCAUCUUCCCCAGAAUGAUUCUUCUGGUGGAUGUGAUUCGGAUUCCAAUGCUAUGACUCAGAAGUCUGGUGAUGUUUUAGAUGAUGAUGAUGAUGAUGAUGAUUUGGUGGAAGACAGCGAUGAUAAUUUCAGUGAUGGCUAUGAUUCUGAUGCAAGCCAAAAGACCCAUAAGACUCGAAAGAAGAGCAAACCGUUCAGGGGAUUUUUUGAAGAUUUGGACAAGCUGACAAAUGAAGAAAUAAAUGAACAAAUGAGGCAAUGGCAUUGCCCGGCAUGUCACAACGGUCCUGGUGAAAUUGUGUGGUACAAAGGUUUGCAACCUUUGCUGACCCAUGCAAAUACAAAAAGAGCAGCUAGAGUUAAACUUCAUCAGGAGCUUGCUUUACUGUUGGAAGAAGAACUUCACCAUAGGGGAACUUCACCUGUACCUGCUGGUGAAGUCUUCGGUAAAUGGAAGGGACUGCAGGAGACAACAACUGAUCGUGAAAUAGUUUGGCCUCCAAUGGUUGUUAUUAUGAACACCUUGCUUGAGCAAGAUGAGAAUGAAAUGUGGAUUGGCAUGGGUAGAAAAGAGCUUGUUGAAUAUUUCAGCUCGUAUGCAGCAGUAAAAGCCUGCCAUUCAUAUGGUCCUCGUGGGCAUCGUGGCAUGAGUGUUUUGAUCUUUGAACCUACUGCAGUAGGCUAUUUGGAGGCUGAGCAGCUACAUAAUCAUUUUGCAGAACAAGGAAAAGAUAGAGACGCAUGGGAACAUCGUAGGAUUCUAUUCUCUGCAGGUGGCAAACGCCAAUUAUAUGGCUACUUGGCAAACAAAGAAGAUGUGGAUGUGUUCAACCACGAUUCUCAUGGUAAACAUCGUCUGAAAUUUGAGAUGAGAUCAUACGAGGAAAUGGUUGUCAUUCCAAUGAAGCAAAUGAAUGAAGAUAACCAGCAACUAAUCUGGUUGAAAAACAAGGUUGUUAAACAAGAACAACAGUCCAAAGUUCUUAAAGAAACCAUUGGGGUUGUAACUCAAAGGUGGCGUGAGACUGUGGAAGAAAAUAUCAUUGUAAGGCGUAGAUCCAAGAUGCAACAUGAAGAAAACAAGGAAGAGAUGGAUUAUCAAGAGAAAUUUUUCAACGAGCAAAUAGAAAAAAUACGCAAUAAUACUAUUUAA